CUGGUUGACGCGGACGUCAAAGUGUUCUAAAACCUUGGAAUGACACAAGGAAGACAAACUGACCAAUGACAAAGCAUUUGACCUUCUAUCUUUGCAACGAAAACAGGAAAUGACAAAGGGAAUCCUUUUAAGAACAGAGUCCAGCCGAUUUCAACAUUUUGAAUAUGGAAAUCUCAAGCUGUCAACAAAACUAUUUUCACUCGUCCAAACCCUAAAUAGAAACUUUGAGACUCUUUCAACAUGGGUUUACAACUUUCCCUCCUAAAAAAUGGCCUAAAACCCUCACCACCCAACCCCUUCAUCCUUGUCUAUAUAAACCCUCUUCCCCCUCAAUGACAAAUUGUCAAUCUCCUAACCCCAAUCUACAACCAUCAAAAUGGAAGGAGGAGCUAGAAUGAUCGUGACAAUCUUUAUUGUGUGCUCGAUAUUUCUUCCUCUAGCUUCGGCUAAGCUUGUGCCCAAAGGGCUCCGCGUAGGGUUCUACGAGAAUUCAUGCCCACAAGCUGAGCAGAUCAUAGCUGAGGUUGUCUCUGAAGCCUACAAAAAAGAUCCUGGAGUUGCUGCUGGUUUUCUUCGCAUUUUCUUCCAUGAUUGCUUUGUCAAUGGCUGCGAUGCCUCAAUUUUGCUGGAUUCCACCCCUUCUGGGGAAAAAGUAGAGAAAGACUCACCGGCCAACGGCAAAUUCCUAAGAGGCCUUGAAGUCAUCGACACAGCCAAAGCAAGGCUAGAAAGUGAAUGCCCUGGAAUUGUAUCCUGCGCUGACACCCUGUCCUUUGCAACCCGAGACGGUUCCAUACUAGCCGGGGUCCCACAAUACAACAUGCCGGGAGGCCGCCGUGAUGGCCUUGUUUCCCGUGCCGCAGAUGUCGUCAGCAACGUGCCGUUCGUCAAUGCACCAAUUCAACAAAUCACAGAACUCUUUGUCAGGAAAGGCUUGACCCAAGAAGAAAUGGUUGUUCUUACUGGAGCCCACUCAAUCGGCGUUGCACAUUGCCCGAAUUUUGCUUACAGAGUGAACAAAUACAAUGACACUUUCCAAACAGACCCUAAGUUGGACGACGCGGAUUCAGCUAAUAUCAAGUCUGCAUGCCAAAGACAGGUGAGCAAUGAGGAUAUAGAGAAGACUACUUUGCCGUUUGACACCCAAACACCAUUCAAGAUGGACGGUGGUUUCUACACGAACCUGUUGAAAGGGACAGGGUUGAUUGAGUCCGAUCAGGCAAUGGCUUUGGACCCCAGGACAAGACCCAUUGUACAGAGAUUGGCUGAAGACCAAGGAAAAUGGUUGAAUCAGUUUGGUAGGGCAAUGAGUCGGUUGGCGAUAGUGGAUGUGAAAACCGGAAGUGAAGGAGAAAUUCGAAAACAAUGUCGAUCAGUGAAUUUAGAAAACAAAGGAAACACUGGCAUUGCUCAAAAUUUAGGCAAAACCAACAACGAUGAAGAUCCUGGCAAAUUAGACGAAGUUGAAGAUUCAGGAAAAUCUGACAAUGCUGAAGAUGCAAGCCGCACUUUUGAUUCAGGCAUCAAUUCCGAUUCAAGAAAUACCGCUGGCUUAGGCGACAGUUCCGAUAAAACUCAACAUUUUCCAAGCAACUCUAUUGAUUCGCUACACGACUUUAUGAGGACUAUGCCUUAGGGCUUUUCUUGGGCAACAAAAGGAAUGCUGGUUUGGAUGUGGCUAAUCAGCUUCUUCCUUUCUUGUCUCUUUCGAUGUCGUUUGAAUUCGAUUGUUAUUUUUUCAUUUUUCCAACUAAUAGUUGAUCCUGUCCAUGUGACAACAAUGGAAAGAACACAAUUAAAUGAUCACUGAAUAUUUGAUGGGACAUUACAUGCUGAACAAUGUUGUUUUUAUGAAUGAA
Molecule: messenger RNA, 1859 nt
Organism: Rhododendron vialii
Lineage: Eukaryota; Viridiplantae; Streptophyta; Magnoliopsida; Ericales; Ericaceae
Product: peroxidase 5-like
Exons: 2
Coding region: 377-1636 (419 amino acids)
Biological process (GO): hydrogen peroxide catabolic process; response to oxidative stress
Molecular function (GO): peroxidase activity; heme binding
Source: RefSeq, a predicted model, not a curated record